Gastrolobium bilobum is the source of this 4658-nucleotide messenger RNA. RefSeq lists its product as uncharacterized. NCBI's taxonomy places the organism in Eukaryota, Viridiplantae, Streptophyta, Magnoliopsida, Fabales, Fabaceae. The record is from RefSeq and is a predicted model, not a curated record. The transcript is spliced from 11 exons. Gene Ontology annotation, cellular component: cytoplasm. Bases 416 to 4636 code for a protein of 1406 amino acids. Gene Ontology annotation, biological process: protein phosphorylation; signal transduction. Gene Ontology annotation, molecular function: protein binding; protein kinase activity; ATP binding.
CUCUUCUGCACCGCCGUUUCCUCCCACUUUCUGUCACUUUCCCGGGAAAAGAUUGUAACAGCACCCGCUGCGUGCCACUGCACUCUCUGGGACUCUGCACGUUAGGUUCAAAGCAAGCGGUUAUUCUAUUGUAAAAAAAAUGGGAGACAGAUUCCAUUGCAGCAGAGAGAGAAAGUGUAGAUAGAUAGAUAGAUAGAGAGAGAGAUAGUGUGUGAAGACUGCAAGUAGAAAGAUCCUUCAAAAAACCCUGAAUUUUUGGGGUUUGCGCUAGCUUGGUUUUGUCCUCUUUCGAAUUCGAGACUCCACCGACUUCAAUAACGUUUUUUUAUCUUCUCUUCUUUCUCUCUACCUUAUUACUCUUGUACUGCACCGUUCAACAUCUGGAUUUGGCAUCGACCGCAAUAUUUCGUUAGCCAUGGCGUUUGAUCAAAAUUCCGUUCCCAACGAUAUGCGGCCACUGAACUCGACCCGAAAUCUAGCUGAAGAGCCAGUCGUUUUGCCGCCUGUGAGUACAACGGUUCGGGAGCAUGGAACCCCUGGCGCUAUGCCCCUUUUCUACCCUGCUUCUGUCUCUGAUGCUGGUUUGGUUGGAAUGGGGUAUGGAAAUGUGGCUUCGGGUGCUGCUGCUGCUGCUGCUACAACCAGGUGCGUUCGCCCUGCUGUGCCGAUUCCCCAUCCCACCGUGAACCCUGCUAUUGGGUUUAGUCAUGCUUCUAAUAUUCCCAAUGCUGUUGAUCUUUCGGGUAGCUUUGUGGCAGCUGCAAAUGGAUAUCCUAUGAAUUCGGGAAAUUGGGUUGGGGGUAAUGGGUUGGAUAAUGCCCUUCAGGGAAACAGCAGGGUCAUUGGCAAUGCCAGUGAUCAUGUUGGUGGUGUUGGGUUAACUGGGAUUGGUUUGAGUCCUACUACAAGUCAGCGGGCUGAUCAGGUGUGUGAUGCCGGCGGGGAUGAUUCCUUGUCGGGGCGAAAAUUGAAGUUUAUGUGCAGUUAUGGUGGGAAGAUUAUGCCUAGGCCAAGUGACGGAAUGUUGAGAUAUGUUGGAGGGGAGACGAGGAUCAUAAGUGUUAGGAAAGAUGUGAGGUUUAAUGAUUUGGUGCAAAAGAUGGCUGAUACUUUUGGGCAACCUGUGGUUAUCAAGUAUCAGCUCCCUGAUGAGGAUCUUGACGCACUGGUCUCGGUUUCCUGCCCCGAUGAUCUGGAGAAUAUGAUGGAGGAGUAUGAAAGAUUAACUGAGAGAUCUCCUGAUUGUUCUGCUAAAUUGAGGGUCUUUCUGUUUUCAGCUUCAGAACCUGAUCCUUCUUAUGUGGCACCCUUUGUGGAUUUACAAAGUAGUAGGCAAAAAUAUGUUGAAGCGGUGAAUGGAAUUACUGAUGGUAUUAGUGGUAAACUCAUAAGGAAAGAGAGUAUUACAAGUGCAGCUUCUACCCAAAAUUCUGAUUUGAGUGGAAUAGAGGUUCUUGAUAGCUCAAAUGCUGCUCAAGGGGAUGUCAACGGGGCACCUUCUUCUGCCUCUUUAUCAACUGAAGCGAAUGUGGCUGCUUCUCAUGAUGCUACUGCAAAUUUUGCAGUUUCUGAGCAGCCCAGUGCAUCAAUUUACUCAGAUGCUUCUGCGGUUUCAGUGGGCAUGCCUGUGACUAAUUCUGGUCCAACUCAGACUCCACCUUUCCAGAAUGAGGUUGAGUUAGAAAAGUCUGAACCUAUGACUUUGUCCCAGCAGCAAUUUGGGAAGCAGCAAUCUGGAAUUGAAAUUACAUCACCUGCACCUUAUUUGCAGCCUUUUGUUGAUCCUCGCCAGGAAGUUAUGAAACAUGCAGAUUAUGUCCAGAUGCAUACACAUAUGGGAUUUCCCAAUCCUCAGCUUUUAGGUAAGCCUGGGUCUAUCUACUCCCGACAUCAGUUUCAUGAUAAUACUCCUUGCUUAGUGUCCCAUCAGGUAAUGCCUGCAAUACAAAUGACAGUGACUCAGCCAUCUUCUCAUGCUGGUGGAAGAGCGAGUGUUAUUCAACCACAACCAUUCAUGCUGCCACAGCAAAACCGUUUGGACCAAUAUAUUGAUGAAAAUACUUCAGGGCUAAGGAUUCACCAGCUUCCUACUGAACAAAGUUACAAUGCAUAUCCGGUUCAAGUCCCUUCUGUUGUAGUUGGAGGUAAUUAUGGCUGGGUUCAGGCUCCUCCACCAGAGAAUGUUAGUUUCCCUGAUGCAUUAUUACCUCAACAACCAGUAAUGAUCCCUAAGAAAGUCCAGAGAGUGGAGGACUGUUAUAUGUGUCGGAAAAAACUGCCUCAUGUACAUUCAGAUCCAGUGGUUCAGGAUCAGCCUAAUAGUUGUGCUGGUCCAUAUACUGAUUCAAUUCCAAGUUACCAUAGUCUCCCUAUGGAGGAAAAUUUUAGAGCUCAAGCAACAAAUAGGGUUUUGGUGACUGCACCAAUGAAGGACGGCAAUGUUGAACAAGCAGUUGGGACCAGACCCAGGGUCUUUAGUAAAUUGGAACCUCCGGGUGGAUUACCAUGUACUGACACAACUGGAUUUUCUCUGGAGCCUGAAGGUGAGAGAAUUUUUACACAAAAGCUUGACGAUUCGGUUGAUCCCAGGAAAGCAGUUAUCCAAGAAGCAGUUGGAAGAACAGUUGAGAAACAGCGACCGAGUGAUGGGUUGACGGGAACAGCACCACUGUCUUAUCUAGAUGAUGUCGUCUGCCAGCAUAUUGUGCCAGUUGAAAACUGGGCUAAAGAGGAUGUGCUUGUGAAUAAACCUGUUAAUGAUGAUAUACCUUUGGUUGGUAGCACAUCUAUUGAAACUUCUGAGUGUAUGGUUCAAGAAUCUCCAAAUGAACUUGUUAGCACUAUUUCAAAAGCAGAUGCUGUGGAGAAUUGGAUUGCACAGGACCAUCUCAAACCUAUUGAUGGAAGGAUGGACACCCUCAAGAUAGGCAAUCCUGAAUUUUAUGUAAAUAAUGAUAAAUUUGAUUGCAACACUCAGCAUGCUGUAGAAAAAAAAGGGAUGAUUCUGGAUAACAACUUUGGCAGGUCAAAAUUGAUUGCUGAUGCAAAUCAAAAUAAGAUGAUGGAUGUGCUUCCCAGUUCUACUAUGGAAAUUUCAUAUGGGAAUAAUUCCAGGCCAGUGGAAUAUAAUGAGGUUGUCCAACCCCCUGUUUGGGGGGGCAUUCUUGGAUCAAAUCCUCAAUCAAAGAGUGGAAACCAUCUCAUGGAUGAUGCAGUUUUGUCUUCAAUUUCACCAUCUGUCAGGUUUGCAGAUGUGCAAGAUUCUUCAAACUCACUUUUUAGCAAUCAGGAUCCCUGGAAUAUACAUGGCACUUACUUUCCACCACCUAGACCUAACAAAGUGGCAUUGAAGAAAGAAACCUAUUCUUAUAAAGAUCAGUUUGGUGAGAAUCCAGGCAACAACAGGGAACAAAAUUUAGAAGCUCAAUUGGACGAUGGCCUCUACCAGACAUUCAAACAGAAUUUAACUUUAGAUGAAGCUCAAUCUGUCAAGGGCUUAUCAGAAGACCGACAACUUCAAGCUGUUGCUGAAGGUUUAGCUGCUUCUGUUCUGGACUCAAGCACUUCUUCGAAUCCUGAAUUGCAUGCCAGAGAUGUGUCCCAUCGUGAAGACAUUGACGAUGGAGAUAUUCAAAAUGAUAUAACAAAUAUACAGUGUGUUGAUAAAACUCAGGAUGUUAAAAGCAAGCUCCCAGAGAAGGCAAAUUUUGGCUUUCCAGUUUCAAAUGUUGGAGCGUUGCAGGUUAUAAAGAAUUGUGACCUUGAAGAGCUGAAAGAAUUGGGUUCUGGGACCUUUGGGACUGUAUAUCAUGGAAAAUGGAGGGGUACUGAUGUUGCAAUAAAGCGGAUUAAUGAUAGGUGUUUUGCUGGAAAGCCUUCAGAGCAAGAACGCUUGAGAGCUGAUUUUUGGAAUGAGGCAAUUAAUCUUGCUGACUUGCAUCAUCCAAAUGUGGUAGCUUUCUAUGGUGUUGUACUUGAUGGCCCUGGAGGUUCUGUGGCUACAGUAACAGAGUAUAUGGUUAAUGGUUCUCUACGAAUUGCCUUGCAGAAGAAUGGGAGGAACCUUGACAAGCGCAAGCGUCUUUUGAUUGCAAUGGAUGUGGCUUUUGGUAUGGAGUAUCUGCAUGGAAAAAACAUAGUACACUUUGACUUGAAAAGUGACAACUUGCUUGUGAAUCUUCGAGAUCCACACCGCCCAAUAUGCAAGGUUGGUGACUUGGGUCUGUCCAAAGUGAAAUGCCAGACUCUAAUAUCUGGUGGUGUGAGAGGAACUCUACCUUGGAUGGCCCCAGAAUUGCUGAACGGGAGCAGUAGCCUUGUUUCAGAGAAGGUUGAUGUGUUUUCAUUUGGUAUUGUCAUGUGGGAACUCCUCACUGGGGAAGAGCCAUAUACUGAUUUGCAUUAUGGUGCCAUCAUAGGUGGUAUUGUGAACAACACUUUGCGGCCUCCAGUUCCAGAAACUUGUGAUCCAGAGUGGAGAUUGCUGAUGGAGAGGUGCUGGUCAUCAGAGCCAUCAGAAAGACCAACCUUCACUGAGAUUGCCAAUGAAUUACGUUCCAUGUCGGCCAAGAUCUCUCCCAAAGGACAAAAUCAACAGCAGCAACCUACAUCAUCAGAGAGCCAAGUUCAGAAAUGAUUUCCUACAACUGCAGGAUGCU